This is a messenger RNA of Neurospora hispaniola, 702 nucleotides long. RefSeq lists its product as uncharacterized. NCBI's taxonomy places the organism in Eukaryota, Fungi, Ascomycota, Sordariomycetes, Sordariales, Sordariaceae. The record is from RefSeq and is a predicted model, not a curated record. The transcript has a single exon. The coding region runs from base 242 to 577 and encodes 111 amino acids.
GAGUCCGAGAGAAAUCAAGCCUCAACGUCUCGCCUCGUUGGUGACGACACGACCAAUGCACGACUGAACGAGAUCAUACAGAACCUUGGGAUCCUUGUUCCAUCUGUCCCAACCAUUGCAAAUGAGAGUGGUGAUGACAUCCCUCUUCUUGAGCGUGGACAAUAAACUCUUCAUGGUGAUGGCGCGCUGGAUAAACCCCGUCUCGUAGACGUCGGGCUGGACUUCUUUGUCGGGCUCAGCGAUGGUGUCGAAGACAUUAAUUGAUGAAGCCGAGGCAGUCGAGUUCGACUUCGAAGCGGUGUUCCCAAUCAUUAAUGUUGUGCUCGCCCUCGAGAUUGACGAGGCAGGAUAUAGAGAAAGACAUGUCGGCGGUAGUGAUGAGGACACAACGGUACCUUUGAUUGCGGUUGGGACGGGACGAGGGACAAACGUUGAGAUAUAUUUACCUUCUCCAACGUCCCGCCUUCUAAUCUUGAAGUCAGGCGAACGAACCAACGUCGAAAACCUUUGUUUCCUCCCGGCCAGUCGCGUGAAUUACCAUCUCGUGAACCAUGACCGUCUUUGCGGUGAGUAUUAGACGCUCGCAAGCAGCUUGUGAUCAACUGCUUAACCGCUGGCUGUGAGAAUAUGUGACUAUAAUUUGUAUAAAGAUGCGCAAGGCUUCAGCGUUCGAGGUCCGGAUAUCUACAAUCCUACAGGUCA